Molecule: messenger RNA, 1386 nt
Organism: Nannospalax galili (Upper Galilee mountains blind mole rat)
Lineage: Eukaryota; Metazoa; Chordata; Mammalia; Rodentia; Spalacidae
Product: melanoma antigen preferentially expressed in tumors-like
Exons: 3
Coding region: 4-1386 (460 amino acids)
Cellular component (GO): cytoplasm
Source: RefSeq, a predicted model, not a curated record
AAGAUGGACCCCAUGGACCCAACUCUGAUAGAUCUUACUAUACAGAGUCUACUGAGUAAUGAGCCUGUAACAAUGCAUGCUUUGGAGGCGAUCCCAAGAGCGCUGUUUGUUCCAUUGUUUAAUGCUGCCUUCGUGGGUGGGCAUAAGAAUAUCCUCACAGCAAUGGUGAAGAUUUGGCCUUUUCCCUGUCUUCAUAUGGGGUCAUUAAUGAUACAGGAUACACAAUAUGAACUCGUGAAAGCCAUUGUUGAGAGUCUUCAGAUCCUUCCUACACAGAACUUAGGUUCUUGGGGUCCUAAACUGAGGAUCCUAGAUUUGAGAGAGAACCCUGGCUACAAGAUAGUAUGCCCCCAAAGGAGUACAAAUUCAUUGGUCUGUUUUCAUGCUUGUACAUAUUCUGAACAUUCUAUUCUGAAAAGAGAAGCCCAGUAUACUAUUGCAAAUUCAGAAUCUGAGGAUCAGUCUGCCAAGAAGCCUAUGGAAUUACUAGUGAACCUUUCCUUCGAUAGUACCUUUAGAGAAAAUGAUUUUUUGACUUCACUCCUGAGUAAAGUAGAGCAGAGUUUAGGCUCCUUACAUCUGUGCUGCCGAAGUUUGCAAAUUGAUACAUUUUGUGACUGCAAAAUCGCUUUGAAAAUCCUGGAUAUGAAAUGCAUCAAUCACCUAGCAGUUCACCGGGCUUCUCUCACUGAAGUAACCCGCCUUUUGUCUCGGGUGGCCUGCUUGGACACACUUAGUCUGUCUCAAAUCACUUGUAGAUCUUUGAAUGGGAGAGUCUUUAAAAACUUUAUCACUCACCUGAAGCAUAUGGUGUACAUAAAGGAGCUCAACUUGUCUUCUUUCUGCCUCACAGAUCACCUUGAAAAUCUUAUGAGAGCCAUAGUACCUGGUUUGGAAUUUUUGAAUCUUAAUCUCUGUGGAUUGUCUCACAAUGAUUUCAAAUUUCUGGCCCAGUGCCCUCAGGUCAACAAUCUAAAACUUUUGAAUCUUAGUAACAAUCCAGUGGAUUGGGAAGAUUGUGAGCCACUUCACAAUCUCCUGCAAAAAGUCUCGGGUACCAUGAAAUAUCUAAUGAUAAAUCUCUGCCAUAUAACAGAUUCUACCAUCUCUCUUCUCCUCCCAGCACUAAGCCACUGUUCCCAACUCUGCAUAUUUAGCUUUUUCUCUAAUUUCAUUACAAUGCCUAUGCUCAUAAGAAUUCUUGAGCACUUACUACCCUUAAUGAAGUUGAGAUAUGUGAUUUAUCCUAUCCCUGUGCACUGCUAUGAAAGAUGGCAAUUCCAGGACAUUUUAGACCUACAGAAGCUUGCUGAAGUACAUGACCAACUGACGAUGAUACUAGAGGUGGCCGGGAGGAGUGACUUGAACUUGAUCACUUACUUUUAG